Brettanomyces nanus is the source of this 2253-nucleotide messenger RNA. RefSeq lists its product as uncharacterized. The record is from RefSeq and is a predicted model, not a curated record. The transcript has a single exon. The coding region runs from base 1 to 2253 and encodes 750 amino acids. Gene Ontology annotation, molecular function: protein binding. NCBI's taxonomy places the organism in Eukaryota, Fungi, Ascomycota, Pichiomycetes, Pichiales, Pichiaceae.
AUGUCUCACUUCCCUCGCUUUCAACAGAAAGAACAGCUCACAGACGUUUCACCCCUCGAACAGUUAGAAUUAUCGUCGCGUCGUCAAGCUGCCGAUCACAGAAACAGUGUUACUCAGGCCAUUGCUGACAGAUCUUACUCUUCUUCGAGUACUGUCGACACCACUCUUUCCUCAAAUUCGACCACUACACCGUCAAGCAGUAACUCAGAUACGUUCAAUGGUUCUUUUAAUUUGAAAAAUGUCAGCAGGCAAAGCCUCAGCAGUUUGUUAUCUACAGAAUCGAGUUCCACUACUGGAGGCCUUUUAGCUAAGCUAAGAUUGGAUGAUGCUGAGUGGGAAGCCGUAUACGAUGGUGAAGAUGAUAACAUCUCGCUUACCCGUAGGUCUACCCUCCAGCAACCAUCACCAAUCGAUCCCACUUCGAUAUCCAUUCCUGCCAGUCAAUUUCGUUCUUUGCGUCCUUUGUUGAACUCUCUGAAGCGUAAGAAGUUUGUUAAUUCGGCUGCUAACUCCGCCAAAGCCAUGGGUAACACUGUCAACCGUGUGCGUAAUGAUGCACCAGUACUGGUUUCUCGAGCUGACGUACAAUCCAUUCAUAUCAUGCGUGUUUCCGAUGGUGAGGAAGAAAAUGAUGAAGACGAUGACAGUUUUCUUCCUUCUCCUCAGGCAACCUCUGCUAGUGGCGACGACACUAUCAGUAAUUCUACGGAGAUGGACGAGAGGGACACGCUUUUCUCGUCUAUCAAUGACACAGAGGUCACCCAGAGUACCCCGUUCUACGAACAUCAUGAUAUCACAUCUUCAUCACCCGCAGUGGCUCCAAUUACGCCUCCCCGUAAUGGUUUGCAGAAACCUGUACGUGGAUUUGGUCAUAUGCAUUCAUUUUCUAAUCCUGUUGAUACCACUACUUUAGUCAAGCGUAAAGCUAGCUGUCCGGACUCACCGUUGGCAAAGACUUUCCAUCACAAAUUUUAUCAUGCCACUGCGCCAAGUCCCAUAACUGGAAUUUCCGAUUACUGCAGUAGCGGUAAGCAGGCCCAUUCAGAUACCGUUCUUACACCCACCUCACAGGGCCCCAUUGUUUUGCAUUCUCGUGAGGCCAUGGAUCAAAUGAAAGCUAAAAUAGUUAUAGAUAACUUGAAUUAUCAACGAGAGCGGGCAAACUCGCUUCUUAGAACCCCUUCUGUGCCCAGUUUGUUUAAUAUGUCCCUUGAUGUGGCGCCUGCUGAUCCUUCGCCAAAGCCUCCUCAUGCGUCACAAUCAGAUCCUCUUGGUUCUUCUGCGAAAUCUUCUCCUCUUCACGUUUAUCGUCAACUUAUUCACCCUUCUUCGUCUCCUUCCAGAAUGCACACUGCUAAUGCUUCUCAUUCUUUCCCUAUUCCACUUCCUGAUGUCCGGUCACAAUCAAGACUUCCUAGACUGCCUGUAUCUCCUUUCAGACCUCUCUUUCUCACCAAUACUUUACCACCAUUGGUGUCAUUUUCUCCAGCUACUUCCUUGCAUAAACCUGAGAGAAGUGUCGAUUCACAUCACAGUGCAUAUGCACAAAGCAAUAAUGUUUCUUUGAGCACACAAACUAUAAGUAAGGAACCCUUAGUUCAACCACCUCCUAUUCCUAUUUCACCCCUGGCUAUGCGUAACUCUUGUCCUUCGACCAUGCAAUCUCAAACGAAGACAAACUCGUCGCUUACACCGGAAUCCCGAGUCUCUAUGGCUAUCGCCCUACGUAAAUCUGGUCAGAGCAAGGAAGCUGCCUACCAGUUACAAGUGGCCGCCAAUCAGGGUAAUGCUGAAGCUAUGUUCCUAUUUGGACUCUCCCUGAGAUAUGGUUAUGGUGUGAUUAAAGACAAGCGUCUUUCAUUUUUGUGGAUUUGCAAGUCAGGUGGCAUUGUAGCAGACAAAGCUUACCACUUCAAAGUGAAUCCAAAGAUUAUUUUAGACGAGCUCGGAAAAGGUGGUACUCUGUUAAGGCCUAAAGAACCCCAGAGUUCAAUUUUCUUUGAGAUUGGUCAGGCAUAUCUACAUGGUUGGGGUUGUAGAAUGGACACGAAGCAGAGUUUGCAAUUCUUUGAGCUUUCAGGCAGUCUUGGCUACUGUGAUGCAAUGUGUGAAGCUGGAAAGAUGUGGACCAACAAAAGACUUAAUGGUGUUAAAAGGGACUUGUUCAGAGCUGCUUCGUGGUUCCGUUUAGCUGAGUGUUGCGGUGCAGAACUGAUAGGCAGCGAGUGGAUUCGUAAGAAGAAGUACGAUUGA